Molecule: messenger RNA, 510 nt
Organism: Aspergillus nidulans FGSC A4
Lineage: Eukaryota; Fungi; Ascomycota; Eurotiomycetes; Eurotiales; Aspergillaceae
Product: acyl-CoA thioesterase
Exons: 2
Coding region: 1-510 (169 amino acids)
Source: RefSeq, a predicted model, not a curated record
AUGCCUAGAGAAAUUGACCUUAAGCGCCGCCGCACGCGCAAGGACUACAUCUUUCACCAGACCUAUCGCACACGAUGGCACGAUAAUGACAUGUACGCACACCUAAACAACACUGUCUACGCGCAACUCUUCGACUCGAUCAUCAACCACUACCUGAUAACCGAGUGCGGCAUGGACCCCUUCUCGUACACUUCCUCGACCCCAGCCAAAAACGACAUCAAUCCGUCCGGCCAGGUCGCCAUUAUGGUGAACUCCUACUGCGACUACUUUGCGUCUGUCUCGUACCCAGAUAUUCUGGAUUUAGGAUUGCGCGUGAACAAAUUGGGUUCGACGAGCGUUACGUAUGAGGUCGGGGUUUUUAAGCAGGGCGAGGAGGACGUCAAGGUCGUUGGCGGUUAUACGCAUGUUUGGUGUGAGAGGGGAGUCAUGAGGCCUGCAAAGGGUGGAAUGGAAAGAGGAAUUCGGGAGGCGUUGGGAAAGUUGCUGGUUAAAGAAGAGAGUAAGAUCUGA